Messenger RNA from Laetiporus sulphureus 93-53, 1256 nucleotides. RefSeq lists its product as uncharacterized. NCBI's taxonomy places the organism in Eukaryota, Fungi, Basidiomycota, Agaricomycetes, Polyporales, Laetiporaceae. The transcript is spliced from 8 exons. The record is from RefSeq and is a predicted model, not a curated record. Bases 24 to 1037 code for a protein of 337 amino acids.
GCCAGAGAGCCACUUGCUAAAACAUGGCCAGCGUAUCUCUUAUAUCGGCAAAUCUGGCUACAAUCUGCUUAGAAAGUCUUCUCUAUGGCAUAUUCCUUGUGCUCACGGUCCUUUUAUUCUGGCUACUUGUACAACGUCAUCGACAGUCAAGUAAUGCCCUGCCGCGCAGACUGAAAGCCACUUGCAAUCCGUUAUACACGCAGCCGAUGUUUGUCGCAGGAGUGCUUCUUUUGAUGUCGAACACUCUGCAUUGGGUCAUUGCCGUAACUCGCCUUUUCAAAGCCUUCGUCGACUUUGAAGGAGGUGCACAGCCUCUAGCUUUCUAUGGAAACUUGUCUCAACCGACAGAGGUCAUACAAACUGGUGCUAUGGUGGCUGCUGUCGUCCUUGGGGACGCGAUGAUCAUUUACCGCCUAUGGAUCGUGUGGGCUUACAACAAGUAUAUCAUUAUUCCGUCUAUAUGUACGCUGCUUGGCUUGACAGUGUGCGGAAUCGGGGUAACCUACCAGCUGUCCCAGUUUCAUCUUGGCGAAAAUAUAUUCGCAACAGCAGCAGGGCGGUGGAUUACAUGCAACUGUGUGUUCAGCAUGAUCACCAACAUUUAUGCAACUUGUAUGAUUGCGUGGAAAAUUUGGAGAGUGAAUAGAGUGGCUUCCCACUAUUCUGGAACAAAUCUGAUGAAUGCUGCUGCAAUCAUGGUGGAAAGCGCAUUCCUCUAUACCGCCUGGAACUUUUUCUUUUUUGUGGCAUAUCAAUCCCGAUCCAACCUACAGUUUACGGCCGUCGAAACACUGCCGUUCAUUGCGGGAAUCGCAUUCAUGCUUAUCAACGUCCGCGUCGGCCUAGGCUGGGCGUACACAGCUGAUCACCAUUCACCAGAAGACCAGCAGAACACGGUGUUCCGUGGCCCACUUCAUCGUGGUCUUGAUGAUACAACGCACUCCAUGCGUCCACUCACCAUAAACGUGACACGUACUACCGUUCGCAGUGAUUCUGGACUGAAACUCCCAGACGGUACAAUGACUGAUACGGUUUGAGAACCUGAUGUUCUGUUUUGAUAUUGUUCUCAGUGGGGUUAAUCCAGAUGCGCGAAGUCACUGAUGUACUCACCAGCACUUUUUCCUUGUUCACCUUCUAUCGCACGCCGAUGAAGGUUCGCAAGUCACGCCAAGCGUAGAUGAUAUCAAAUGCAUGUCUGGCUGUACGUGUAUAUACGUUGUACGAUGAAAUAGAACAAACAAGGUAUAUGAACCGAA